GAACCCUCAAAUAAGUGACAAGCCGACCGUUCGGCAUCCCCAUCUUCUUAAAAGCGGAGCUUGUAUCUGUUUCGGUAUCGGUACCGAUAUCCUUCUUCGUCAAUGACGCGCAGCUUGUAUCUAUUUCGGUAUCAGUAUCGGCACCACUAUCCAUCCUCACCAAUGGCGCGCAGCUUGCAGAGGAGAAGACGGCUUCUCUCUUCCUUCUACACGACCGCCACCGCCACUGACACCGCCACCGCCACUGCCACUGCCAGUGCCACCGCCAGCGCAAAGCAUCAUCGACGCGGUGGUGGCGGUGGCAGUGUGUCGGUAAUGAAAGAAGUGACCAAGGCCAACUUCGCCGCUGCCCUUGAAGAGAUAAAGGAACACAUCCGCGAUUCCCAUUUCAUCGCGGUCUCCUCUCAGAAGACAGGAGGAGCCUUCUCUUCGGGCAGUGGUGCUGCUGGUGCUGCCCCAUGGCGUCACCGCAUCUUCCCCCUCGACACUCCCGAGACCGCAUAUCUCAAGGCCAAAGAUGCUGCUGAGCGGUUUGAGCUUCUACAGUUUGCUGUUUGCCCUUUUCGGAUCCAAGGGUCCAAGAUCAUCGCCUUUCCGUACAAUUUUCAUUUGUUCCCCAGAGAUGAGCUGAAUAUAGGCAUGCCGUCGUACAGCUUUUCAUGUCAAACAUCAUGUUUGACAUCAAUGGCACGAGAAGGUUUUGAUUUCAACGCCUGCAUAUAUGAUGGCAUUUCGUACCUAUCCAGGGUGCAGGAAUCCGCAGCAAAAGGUCGGAUUCAAAAUCCAAUCCCUAGUAUCUGUACAAUGAAAUCCUCUUCAAGUCCAUCUGUGGCUGAUUCAAUUUUCAUGAAAAGGAUUAAGUCACGAGUACAGCACUGGAGAGAUGCUUGUAAAGACUCAACCAAGACGACCGAUGAGGCUUUAGUGAGAUCCCUGAGGAAACUUAUUUUGGGAGGUGAAUUCUAUGGAUCAAGGCCGUGCAUGAAUAUAGAUGUUUCUACUGAUCGCCAAGUGCUUCUGGUUGCAGAGAUCUUGAGUGAAUUCUCUGAUGACCUUGUACCUUUAAUGAUCCCAGACAAGGGCGGGGAACCUAAGGCAGUACGAGUUGUGCUGACAAGUUCAGAGGAGGACAGGAAUCUUCUCAAGAGUGAGCUUCAGCAUCUCGAAGAGGAACAAGAUAAGCAAGUGCGCGGUUUUCGAGAAGUCAUAGAUGUGAUUACGGCUUCAUGCAAGCCAGUUGUUGCCUACAACUGCCUUACUGAGUUCACAUUCAUUCAUUCGAAAUUUAUCGCUCCCCUGCCUCCAAGCGUGGAAGAGUUCAUGUGCUCCUUACGCAUGGUUUUCUCCAACAUCCUGGAUCUUAACCAUUUGUUGAAGGAAGUUGGCCCUCUGAAAAAGGCAAAAAAUUUGCCUGCUGCUGUUAGCUACUUGAAGAGACAGUUCUUCAUACCCUUGGAUAUGGAAAUUCCACACCAAGCACACCAAGGGAAUCUAGGAAAGAACCAUAAUCUUCUAAAGAUAACACAUCUAUUUGCCAAGCUCUGUUCUAUACUGAAGAUCACUCCUGCUUGUGAAACUGUGGCUAGCCAUCGCACUGCAGCUUUGGAAGACUAUGCGAACGUAUUCUAUCCCUGCUGUUCUUCUAGCCUUGACCCAUUGGAUGGAGAUGUUGGAGCAUGGGCGGCGGCAUAUCCUGCGAAGAAACUGAGUACUGAGAACUUGGUUUUUUUGUGGGGAUUUAGGAGUGGGAUUUCCACCAGAUUGCUGAAAGGCCUUCUUUAUGGAACUCACAAAGCAUUUUCUGAGGACUUUGAGGUGCGCUUGGUGGACAAGAGCAGUGCUGUUGUGGUUUUCCAGAGGCCAGGUUCUGCUGAGUCAUUCCUCAAGGACAUGCAGGGUUCUUCUGGAGCAGUUGGUGUGAGUGCUCUACGGGAGAUGAUCUCGGAAGGGCUAAAAGCAGCAGGCUACGAAGCAUAUAGGAGGGUCUGCAGAUUGGGUUUCUGGGAGGCAAGUUUGGCUGAUUCAUUGGACAGAGCCUUGUCUGAGCAGCAGCCCACAUGUGCUCUUUCAAUGGAUUAUUGUAUAAAGGACACAUCGGAUAUAUUCUGGAGCAACGACUCGAUGAUCCAACUGAAUGAUCUUUGAGAUUUCAUUGUCUUUUAUUGGGGUGCAUUUUGUUGCACCAAAUUUAAUGAAAUAUCAUAAAAUCUUACACCAAA
Molecule: messenger RNA, 2219 nt
Organism: Magnolia sinica
Lineage: Eukaryota; Viridiplantae; Streptophyta; Magnoliopsida; Magnoliales; Magnoliaceae
Product: poly(A)-specific ribonuclease PARN-like
Exons: 8
Coding region: 103-2145 (680 amino acids)
Cellular component (GO): cytoplasm
Molecular function (GO): RNA binding; 3'-5'-RNA exonuclease activity
Source: RefSeq, a predicted model, not a curated record